Spodoptera littoralis (African cotton leafworm) is the source of this 1323-nucleotide messenger RNA. The record is from the annotation of a GenBank genome assembly. Lineage: Eukaryota; Metazoa; Arthropoda; Insecta; Lepidoptera; Noctuidae.
AUGACAUUCUCAGAUUCAUCUGAAAUUUCUACCAAGUGGAUAGAACAACCGUUGGACCACUUCAAUGACACCGAAACCCGUACAUGGAAGAUGAGGUAUUUCGAAAGACUUGAUCUUUGGAAACCAAAAGGACCGAUCUAUUUGUUUAUCAACGGUGAAGGAGCAGCAAGCGACGUGUUUCUUCAAACAGGAAUAUUGUAUGAUUUGGCAAAAGAAACUAAUGGUGCCAUGUAUUUGUCUGAACACAGAUAUUAUGGGAAAAGCAAACCAUUUAAAAACUUGAAUGCAGAAACUUUAGCGUAUCUUAGUUCUCGGCAAGCUCUUGCAGACGUAGCGAAGUUGUUAGAAGACAUAAAAAUGUCGCCGAUGUAUAAUGAAUCAAAAGUUGUGGUCGUUGGAGGUUCUUACGCAGGCAACUUGGCUGCUUGGAUGAAACUCCUGUAUCCUGACCUAGUUGAUGCUGCUGUCGCCAGUAGUGCACCAGUGCUAGCGAAGAAAAACUUCCACGAAUAUCUAGAAAGAGUUAAUUAUGACUUUGAGCAAUAUGGACCUGAUGGGUGCAUUAGUAGGAUAAGACAAGUAUUUCAAAGGUACGAUGAGAUGUUUAAAACCAGUUCGGGAAUUGCUCAACUCAUGGAAGAAGAAGAAAUUUGUAAAGACGUAGAUAUGAUGAAACCAGAAAAUAAGCAAAUGUUCUUUUUAGACAAAGCUUCUAAUUUCAUGUUCGAAGCUCAGUACGGUGACGUUGACAGCAUAAUGUAUUUUUGCGAAGACGUUAAGAAAACUUUUCAUAUCAAUUCUCGUAUCGAAGACAAUGUAUUUUUGAGCAAAGAAGAGAACUGUUUCAAUUAUGAUUUCGACGAAAUGAUUGAACAGAUGAGGGACAUAGACUGGGCUAUGUCUUGGACUUAUCAAACUUGUACGGAAUUUGGUUAUUUUCCGACUACCGAUUCGAAAGACCAGCCUUUUAAUAAUGUGCCGGUAGAAUUCUUUUAUUCAAUGUGUACUAAGGCUUAUGGGGAGAAUUUUAAUGAAAAACGAGUCGACGAAGGAAUUGAAAUUUCAAAUAAUAUGUACAGUGGCCUGCAACCUAAUCUUACGAAUGUAGUGUUUGUGAAUGGUGAAUUGGAUCCAUGGAGUAGAUUGGGUGUAUUAGAAGACGUGUCGUAUGAUGCUCCAGCCAAGAUGAUACCUCAAGCGUCUCACUGCAGAGAUUUGUUUUCAGACAGGUCGAAGGAUCCAGAAGAAUUAAAGGAAGCGAGGAAGUACAUUAAAUAUUUAAUCAAGAAAUGGAUUGGUGCUGGAGAAUAUAAGAAACCUUAA